UUCUGCGAUGUAGAAAGAUUUAUCGCUUUCUUCGUCAUGGCCACUGGACAACUUUUCUCACGUACUACACAAGCUUUAUUUUACAACUACAAGCAACUUCCCCUCCAGCAGAUGCUUGAUUUUGACUUCCUUUCUCGAAGGGAAACACCAUCAGUUGCUGGAAUCAUUAACCCUGGUUCUGAAGGACUUCAAAAGAUCUUCUUUGGUCAGAAGGAAAUUGUCAUCCCAGUUCAUGCAACCAUUGAAGGAGCUUGUGCUGCACAUCCUACCGCUGAUGUCUUCGUCAACUUUGCUUCACACGGUGGUGGUGGAUCGUCGAUGUGUGCAUUGAAGCAGGCAACAAUUAGAGUUGUUGCUGUGAUGGGUGAAGGAUUGGCUGAGGCAGACACUAAGCAAUUGAUUGCGUAUGCCAGUGCAAAUAAUAAGGUUGUUAUUGGUCCAGGAACUGUUGGAAGCAUGCAAGCAGGUGCUUUUAAAAUUGGUGACACAGCUGUAACAAUUGACAAUAUAAUUCACUGCAAACUCUACAGACCCGGAUCUGUUGGAUUUGUUUCUAAAUCUGGUGAGACAUUCAAUGAAUUAUGCAACACUAUUUCUCGUGUAACUGAUGGGAUUUAUGAAGCCAUUGCCAUUGGAGGAGAUGUUUGCCCUGGUUCCACACUUUUUGACCAUGUUUUACGGUUUAACAACAUACCACAGAUUAAAAUUAUGGUAGUAGUUGGAGAGCAUGAUGGGUGUGAUGAGUAUUCCAUAGUGGAAGCCCUAAAACAGGGGAAAGUAUCAAAGCCUGUGGUUGCCUGGGUUAGUGGGAGAUGUGCAGGGCCCUUCAAAUCUGCAGCAGAAUUUGGUGAAGCAGGAGAUAAAAGUGGUUGUGAGUUGGAGUUUGCUCGAGCAAAGAAUCAGGCACUAAAGGACGCUGGAGCUGUUGUUCCCACAUCAUAUCAAACUUUUGAAACUGCACUUAAGGAAACAUUUCACAAAUUGGUUGAAGAAGGUAAAAUCACACCAGUCAAGGAAAUCACUCCUCCUCCAAUCCCUGAGGACCUCAGCUCUGCAAUUAAGAGUGGAAAAGUCCGUGCUCCAACUCAUAUUAUUUCCACCAUUUCUGAUGAGAGGGGAGAGGAUCAAUGCUAUGGUGGUGUAUCCAUGUCUUCCAUUAUCGAAAAAGGAUAUGGUGUCGGUGGUGUUAUCUCUCUUUUGUGGUUUAAACGCAGCCUUCCUCAUUACUGUACUCAAUUUAUUGAGAUGUGCAUAAUGCUAUGUGCCGACCAUGGUCCUUGUGCCUCCGGAGCUCAUAAUACAAUCGUGACAGCAAGGGCAGGGAAGGACCUAAUUUCCUGUCUUGUAUCAGGUUUGCUUACGAUUGGUCCUCGAUUUGGGGGUGCCAUUGAUGACGCUGCUCGCUACUUUAAGGAUGCUCAUGACAGUGGACUUACACCUUAUGAGUUUGUUGAAGGUAUGAAGAAAAAGGGGAUUCGUGUGCCAGGAAUAGGACACAGGGUAAAGAAUAGGGACAGGAAAGACAAGCGAGUUGAGCUGCUACAAAAGUUUGCACGGACACAUUUUCCUUCUGUUAAAUACAUGGAAUACGCCGUUGAGGUUGAAGCCUACACCCUCUCAAAGGCAAAAAAUUUAAUUCUUAACAUCGAUGGCGCCAUUGGGUCUAUUUUCUUGGAUCUUUUUGCUGGCAGUGGAAUGUUCACUGAGCAAGAGAUUGAUGAAAUUGUGAAGAUUGGGUAUCUGAAUGGCUUCUUUGUGCUGGCACGCUCCAUUGGUCUGAUUGGGCACACCUUUGACCAAAAGAGACUAAAGCAACCUCUUUAUCGACACCCAUGGGAGGAUGUUGUCUACACAACGUGAGCAAGUUUUUCGAGACUGCAAUUACUCUGUCAUGCUUUUCAAAUUACCUCUCUUUUCUGAAAUCUUAAAUAUUCUCAAACGAUUAUGCAAAUGUUUGAAUGGUGUUGUACCAUCUAAAAUCUAUGUUAAUUCACCACAUAAAUCUAAAAUGUCUGCUAAAUUAGUUAGUUUUGUAACAUUUGCUAACAAAUCUCA
Molecule: messenger RNA, 2055 nt
Organism: Vigna umbellata (rice bean)
Lineage: Eukaryota; Viridiplantae; Streptophyta; Magnoliopsida; Fabales; Fabaceae
Product: ATP-citrate synthase beta chain protein 2-like
Biological process (GO): acetyl-CoA biosynthetic process; fatty acid biosynthetic process
Cellular component (GO): cytosol
Molecular function (GO): ATP citrate synthase activity
Source: RefSeq, a predicted model, not a curated record